This is a messenger RNA of Oryza brachyantha (malo sina), 2105 nucleotides long. Its product is annotated as T-complex protein 1 subunit beta. Bases 140 to 1717 code for a protein of 525 amino acids. Lineage: Eukaryota; Viridiplantae; Streptophyta; Magnoliopsida; Poales; Poaceae. The transcript has 11 exons. The record is from RefSeq and is a predicted model, not a curated record. Gene Ontology annotation, molecular function: ATP binding; ATP hydrolysis activity; ATP-dependent protein folding chaperone. Gene Ontology annotation, biological process: protein folding. Gene Ontology annotation, cellular component: cytosol; chaperonin-containing T-complex.
GAGUGCGGACUGAUUCUUUCCCGCGAGCCCUAGAUCCAUCGCAGCCUCGCUCACUGCGCCGCCGUCGCCGUCGCCGCCGCCUCCGCCCGCAAGGAACACCGGACACCAACUCGCCGGCGGCGAGUAGGUUAUAAUAUAAAUGGAGAGGGUACUCAAGGAUGAUGCCGUCGAGGAGAAGGGCGAGCGUGCCAGGAUGGCCGCUUUUGUUGGUGCCAUGGCUAUUGCAGACUUGGUCAAGACCACAUUGGGACCUAAAGGAAUGGACAAGAUCUUGCAAUCAACUGGCAGAGGGAGGAGCGUGACUGUUACGAAUGACGGGGCUACGAUUUUGAAAUCCCUUCAUAUAGACAGCCCUGCUGCGAAGGUCCUUGUUGAUAUCUCAAAAGUUCAAGAUGACGAAGUUGGUGAUGGAACAACCUCUGUGGUUGUUUUGGCUGGAGAACUUUUGAGGGAGGCUGAAAAGUUGGUUAACAUGAAAAUUCAUCCGAUGACUAUAAUUGCAGGUUACAGAAUGGCUGUUGAGUGUGCUAGAAACGCUUUGCUGGAGAGGACCAUGGAUAACAAAGAAAAUAUAGAUAAGUUCAAAUCAGAUCUCAUGAACAUUGCCAUGACUACACUUAGUUCAAAAAUCCUCUCUCAGGACAAGGAGUACUUUGCUGAACUUGCUGUUGAUGCUGUCCUAAGGCUUAAGGGUAGCACAAACUUGGAAGCAAUUCAAAUUCUGAAGAAACCUGGAGGAUCCCUCAAGGACUCCUUUUUGGAUGAAGGUUUCAUUCUUGACAAGAAAAUUGGCCUUGGGCAACCAAAGCGAAUUGAGAAUGCUAAAAUUUUGGUUGCAAACACAGCUAUGGACACAGACAAAGUCAAGAUAUAUGGCGCGCGUGUCCGAGUAGACUCGAUGGCUAAGGUUGCAGAAAUUGAAGCUGCCGAAAAGCAGAAGAUGAGAGAGAAAGUUCAGAAAAUCAUUGGUCAUGGAAUUAACUGCUUUGUUAACAGGCAGUUGAUCUAUAACUUCCCUGAGGAACUUUUUGCUGAUGCUGGCAUACUUGCAAUUGAGCACGCUGACUUUGAGGGCAUUGAACGGCUAGCUCUUGUCACUGGCGGUGAUAUUGCAUCAACUUUUGACAACCCAGAGUCUGUUAAGCUUGGGCAUUGCAAGGUCAUUGAAGAGAUUAUGAUAGGGGAGGACAAACUUAUUCACUUCUCUGGUGUCGAGAUGGGCCAGGCUUGCACCAUUGUUCUAAGAGGAGCAAGUGAGCAUGUGCUUGAUGAGGCCGAGAGGUCCUUGCAUGAUGCCUUGUGUGUGCUUUCCCAGACAGUGAAUGAUACCCGUGUCUUAUUCGGGGGUGGUUGGCCAGAGAUGGUGAUGGCCAAAGCCGUGGAUGAUCUUGCAAGGAAGACCCCUGGGAAGAAAUCUCAUGCUAUCGAUGCUUUCUCGCGUGCCUUGCAAGCCAUCCCAACAAUCAUAGCUGACAAUGCUGGUCUGGAUAGCGCUGAGCUCAUCUCUCAGCUCCGAGCUGAGCACCACAAGGAGAACUGCACUGCCGGAAUUGAUGUCAUCACAGGCAGCGUCGGAGACAUGCAAAAGCGGGGCAUAUCCGAGGCGUUCAAGGUGAAGCAAGCCAUCCUCCUCUCGGCCACCGAGGCGGCCGAGAUGAUUCUCAGGGUGGAUGAGAUCAUAACCUGUGCCCCGCGCAGGAGAGAGGACAGGAUGUGAUCACACCCAAACACUUUAUGUAGGAUCGAUCACGUUUUGCAUACCAAGUUUUGCCAGGUUUCACGACUAGUCAAGUGAUUCCAUCUUUGAGUGUUGUUGACCCAUAAGAAACUGGAGUGGAGAUGGCUUCAAUUUUUAUCGAACCAGCUAAUGCCAUACCAGGCUUCUGUUGUGACGUGUGUAGUAUAUGGUGCCGUGGCUGCUGUAUUUGCUAGGGUGAUUGGGGAACAUGCCAUUUCUAUCCACCCUGUUUCAAGGGAUUUUUUGACGAAUUAUAUUGAAUUCCACCGAGUUUUGUAGGUUAAGGUAUCGAUAAUUGCGCAAUAAUCGAGUGGUCAUGAUCACUCUUGCUGGCCCGUGAAAUUGGCAGCUGAAACCUGUUUAUCAU